AUGAACAGACUAGCGCCUUUAUUUUUCCAAGUUUCUAAAACACUAUUCAAACGUAGGAUCCAUUUGAACAAUCGCAUAUUAAACAAAAGUGAAGGGCAGGGAGACGUACAGAUUGGUAAUCCAUUUUGUCUGAAACCAAUAGAAUAUGAAGCUCGUACAUUACGUAAGCACGACAAUGAUCGGCGACAAAGACUCUACGAAUUCGGCUUAUAUGUUGCUGCCUGUAUGCCCAAGUACGUGCAAAAAAUUCAAAUGCAGCAUACAGAUGAAUUAGAAAUACUCAUCGCUCCGGAAGGAUUCCACCCAGUUCUAAGCUUUCUUAAACUUCACCAUAACGCUUGCUUCAGUACAGUAUCAGCUGCAACUGCCAUAGAUGUGCCUAGUAGAGCAUUCCGAUUUGAAGUUGCCUACACUAUUCGUAGUCUGAGGUUCGCAGAAUAUGUUAGAGUUAAAACGUAUACAGAUGAGCUUACGCCUCUAGAAUCUGCGUAUUCAUUGUGGCAUGGUGUAAAUUGGUUCGAAAGAGAAAUAUAUGAUAUGUUUGGUAUAAUAUUCAUAAAUCACCCGGAUCUUCGAAGAAUUUUGACCGAUUAUGGGUUUCAAGGACACCCUCUGAGGAAAGACUUUCCUUUAACUGGUUACACUGAGGUUCGCUAUGAUGAUGAACUUAAAAAGCUGGUAUAUGAACCAGUCGAGUAUGCGCAAGAGUUCCGUAAAUUUCAAUUAGCAUCGCCUUGGAAUUAUAUGAAAAACUUUCACGAGGGUUAUAAUGAUGAAAAACCUGCGAAACAAUAA
Pieris macdunnoughi is the source of this 795-nucleotide messenger RNA. Lineage: Eukaryota; Metazoa; Arthropoda; Insecta; Lepidoptera; Pieridae. The record is from the annotation of a GenBank genome assembly.